GCACGCAGGUGGACGCCUUGGGAGAGGAGAUAACGCAGAAACGAGAUCCGCCGGGUGGACCGCGCGCACGGGCACGGGCGCGGCCAGCGCCACCUACUGAAAACAAAAAUGGUGGCGAGCACGAUGCCCUAUCCCUGCCCCGCUUUAAUGGCACGCCAAAUGUCUGCGUUCUCUAGGCUUCCUUCUACCAUGUAUUCCCCUACGACCGAUGUAUCUGAUUUCGCUGUGAACAGAGGGAAUCGCACCCCGGUGGUAGGCUCUGUUGCGCGUGCGAAAUAAGCGGGGGCCGCGUAUAACCAAAACAAAAGAUUGUCAGGCUUCUCAUAGACGGGUAAUGUCUGAUAGAGCAAACACGAUGAAGCUCGAAGCUGAGAUGGCUGAGCCCUUGCAUUUUCAAAGACUGGAGCGCAGUCUGAAUGUGCAGCCUUUCUUAAAGCAGGUCGACAAUCUUUUUCAAGAACAAGCUAGUGAGGAUGACAAGUCUGUCUCGUCGGAGUCUUCCGACAACUCGGAUGCUUAUCUCGAUAAUGUACCCACUCGCAAAGAAGAAGCGAAAAUCAACAAGUUAAGGCUAUACAACAUGUCCGAUGUAGGAGACGAAAGACGGUGGUUGCAAGAUAUCCUUCUAAGCGAUUCCUCCGACAGUUCCGCAUCGGGUUCUGACACGGAUAGCCAAAUCACGGAAGAAGAUUUUCAAGAUAUGCUGAAGAUUCAUAUAUUACGGAAAAAAUAUCAAGGUCGCUUUUACCAGAAACCAGAAAAUAUUCAAUAUCAAUAUUACAGCGCAGGCUUAUUAUCGAAUUACGAUAGAUUCUUAGAACAUCAAAAGCUGAUUGUGGGUAAUAAGAAGAAGAAAGAGAAGAAACCAGAUAAAAAAAUCAUGAAGAUUAAGAAGGAAAAGAUUAAUCGUCACUCUGCAUCUCAGGAGUAUCGUAAAGGAGAAUAUCCGGAGGGAGAAUGGGAUAAAUCAAUUCCCAAGGGGGAAGAGUUAGACGAAUCUGAAUUGGAAGCCAUAAUGCGUCAUCAGCCUCGAGGUAGAGGUAGAAAAAAGCAUAAUACCAAGAGUGUUGAGGUAAUGACGAUGAGACGAAGAAAAAUAUGGGUGAUGAUGUCGAAAAAAGAACUAGGAAAAGUACAAAGGGCCAAAACCAAUAACCAUAAAGAAAUGCUAAUAAGUUGUAAGAAAGUAGCGCAGCAUUGUAUGAAAUACUGGAGACAGAAAGCAAUGCAAUCGCAGAAAAACAUGAAAGAAACUAUCUGGCGGGCGAAACGCUUGACAAGAGAGAUGCAGUCUUAUUGGAAGCGUUAUGAUCGAGUCGAACGGGAAACCAGGAGAAGAUUAGAAAAAGAAGCUGAAGAGCAACGUAAAAUGGACGUAGAACUUAUCGAAGCAAAACGUCAGCAGAGGAAAUUAAAUUUCCUUAUUACUCAAACAGAAUUGUAUGCCCAUUUCAUGUCGCGAAAAAUAGAUAAGGCAUCAGCAGAGGAACAAUCGAGAAUCUUAAAUCAAUUGGACGAAGAAAAGAAUCCCAGACUUAUUGGUAUCGACGAUUAUGAUAGUGACACCAUGAAACAUAAGGCAAAAAGAAACGCGACUGAAGCAUUUAACAAUGAAAAGGCCAGAACCAAGCAAUUUGAUACAGCUGCCGCAUCUCAAGAGUUACGUCUCAGCGAUACACCUGAGAACCUGGAGCAUCCGCAACCUUCAAUUUUCAAGGGAAAUCUGAAAGGUUAUCAAUUAAAAGGAAUGAAUUGGUUGGCAAAUUUGUAUGAUCAGGGUAUUAGCGGAAUACUAGCUGAUGAGAUGGGCCUGGGAAAAACUGUACAAUCCAUAGCAUUUUUAUGUCAUGUGGCCGAAAGAUAUUCUGUUUGGGGACCAUUCUUAAUUAUAUCGCCAGCUUCAACAUUGCAUAACUGGCAGCAGGAAAUGGCGAGAUUUGUACCAGUAUUCAAAGUAGUUCCAUAUUGGGGUAAUCCUCAAGAACGCAAGAUACUCAGACAAUUUUGGGAUACUAAAGAUUUGCACACAAAAGAAGCUUCUUUCCAUGUUGUAAUAACAAGUUAUCAGUUAGUAAUCACGGAUUAUAAAUAUUUUAAUAGAAUAAAAUGGCAAUAUAUGAUCUUGGAUGAAGCACAAGCUAUAAAAAGCACAAGCAGUAUGAGAUGGAAAUUGUUAUUGGGAUUUAGUUGUCGUAAUAGAUUAUUGCUCAGUGGUACUCCUAUACAAAAUAGUAUGGCAGAAUUAUGGGCAUUAUUACAUUUCAUUAUGCCUACAUUGUUUGAUUCGCACGAUGAAUUUAACGAGUGGUUCUCCAAAGAUAUCGAAAGCCACGCGGAGAAUAAAACUGGAAUAGAUGAAAAACACUUAUCGAGACUUCACAUGAUCUUGAAGCCUUUCAUGUUACGAAGAAUAAAGAAAGACGUGGAAAAUGAAUUAUCUGAUAAGAUUGAAGUGAUGGUGUAUUGUCCACUCACGACUCGACAAAAACUACUCUACUCAGCGUUGAAGAAAAAAAUUCGGAUAGAGGAUUUGCUGCAUUAUACAGUGGGUGGAGGAGACACUGCGUCUAACGAUAAAAACUUUACUUCCAAUCUAAUGAAUCUAGUCAUGCAGUUCCGAAAGGUCUGCAAUCAUCCAGAACUGUUCGAACGUAGGGACGCUAGAUCACCGUUUUUCAUAAAUACGGAAUGUUAUAAUAUGCCUGCUUUGCUGUACAAUGAAGGACUUUUACAUCUAACAUUACCAUCCAAAGAUCAUUUGUUGUACAAUAGGUUGUUUAUAUUUGCCGCAGAAUAUAUUCACCGCACUCUUCAUUGCAACGAAGAUUUGCACGAAAAUACAUUUUCAUUUAGUAGAUUUAUCAAUCUCUCACCGAUGGAAAUAAACAAAAUGUUUACCGCUGGUACCCUAUUCAGAUUAUGUUUAAUAACGCUCAUGGAAAGAAGAUUAAGAAUGGUACAAUACUGGGAAAAUUGGCACACCGAUAGCAAAUCGAGGACACCUACAAACCAGAUGUUUUAUUUGCCUAAAAAAUUUGACGUUUUAUCAACAACGUUGCAAGAUCUAUUUUUCACCAGCAAGAUAAUCGAGGGCGAGUCUUUCUACACACAUACCAGUCAUACGAUACAUUCGAUGCCGGAAACUGUUGCCCACAGAAUACUACGUAGUAGUAAAAAAGCUAAUCAGCUAUUAAAAUUACAAAGGAUAUUACCGACUGGUAAAAUUGAACAAACGGAAGAUUCAAAAUUAGCCCUGCUUCCUGAACAUCCUCAUCAUCCGCGGCAGCCUAUAAUGCGAUACUGCCAACAAACAACGAUUCCUGCCUUUGUUUGCGAUAAUAAUCCCAAGGUUCAAGCUAAUCCGCGAAAGUUAUAUGUCAGUAAUAGUUCUGCAGCAUGUGCUUGGAAAAGGCACGAAGAAUGUGGUGGUCUAUUUGGCCAAAGAUUACUUUGGCUCGGUUGCGAACGAGCACUUUCUGAAGAAAAGUCGGGCAUUCAUGCCGGCCAAACAAUGUCAGCAUUUUGCUAUCAGCCACAGGGUGGAUUAUCCGCGUGUGCCCCUAUUAAUGGAUGGUCGCAUAUCAUUGUACCAGAUAAGCAAACGUUAGUGACAGACGCUGGCAAACUUUCUGUGCUGGACAGUCUUUUACGGCGUCUGAAAGAACAAGGUCAUAGAGUGCUGAUCUAUUCGCAAAUGACAAAAAUGAUCGACUUGCUAGAGGAAUAUAUGUAUCAUAGGAAACAUACAUUUAUGAGAUUAGAUGGUUCGUCAAAAAUCUCAGAUCGUCGUGACAUGGUGGCAGAUUUUCAAAAAAGAGCGGACAUAUUCGUCUUUCUGCUCAGUACUAGAGCUGGCGGCCUGGGAAUCAACCUCACCGCAGCAGACACGGUGAUAUUUUAUGAUAGUGAUUGGAACCCUACUGUAGACCAACAAGCUAUGGAUCGCGCCCACAGACUGGGGCAGACCAAGCAAGUCACGGUCUACCGAUUAAUAUGUAAAGGAACUAUCGAAGAACGAAUUUUGCAGAGAGCGCGCGAAAAGAGCGAGAUUCAACGUAUGGUCAUAAGCGGUGGAAAUUUCAAGCCCGACACUUUGAAACCCAAAGAAGUCGUUUCAUUACUAUUGGACGAUGAAGAAAUCGAAGCGAAAUACAGCCAACGAAGCGAGGAGAGAAAGCAGCAGCGAGCGGAGGAGGCUCGCCUCGAGUCGAACCUACAGCACAAGGAGAGGGACCGGAAGAGGAAGUUAACCGCGCUUCCGGUCAAGAACGAUACGAAGAAAUCGUGUCAGGCGGAUGCUAAUGGAGACAAAAACAACGAUACCGUUUACGUUAAUGAGCCUAAACCAGCCACCAAUCCGAUUCAGUCACAGCACCAGAACAAUCACCAUCAACAACAGUUAGAAAAUAUAGAUAAUUAUAGCACACCGACUAGCCCGGCCAAGUCAGAAGAUGAAACGAGUAACGAGGGACUCGUGGUCGAUGUGGAUGGUCCGGUGGUGGUUUCCGGUAGCGAUUCUCAUGGACAGUCUCGGGGCAGUAUUCACCAGUUCGGAGAACCUCCACCUAAGAUCGCCCGCCUUGGACAUCAUUUCACCUUCGGCGUGGGUGCAAACGCGCGAAUGCGACAAUCUGUACGCGGCGCAAGCAAACGCGGCCGACCGCGAGGUUCCCGUAGAGGUGGGCCAAUUGGCGGUAAAGGAAGAGGGCUGCUUUUGGUGCAUCCGUCGUCAAAGGUUUCAAACAUGGCCAGCGAGUCGUCGUCGACAGCGAUGCCGUCGGUCGACGGAGGUGGAUGCUCGAACGAGGUGUUGCGGCACUGGACUCCGGCGACUUCCGACCCGGCGGACGGAGACGGCCCCAGCACGGUGGGUCCACUUGGUCCAGUGGGCACUUUGAUACCUUUAUCGGGACGCAGUGGUAACGCGGGGAUUCGUAGAGGUCCUGGUAGACCACGAUUACGGCCGACUGGUCCCGCGCAUCAAGGCUAUCGCACUCCCGGUCAUCAUCAUGGCAAAAAGAUCCAGCGUCCGCUUCCAGUACCUAUCAGGUCCCAUCAAACGGUCGCGGGUGUCGGUCAGCAGAAAGUGUCUUCGUCGUCGUCGUCGUCGCAGAAGCGUCCCGGCAUUUCGAUGACCGGCGCGUCGUCGUCAUCUUCAGUUCCGAUGACAACUGCAAAUUCAACGUCACUGUUAUCGUCGUCGUCGUCCUCAUCGUCCUCGUUGGCGGAAUCGCGACCUUUCGGAUUCUACACGCAGCAACAGCCACGCGCAGGAUCAUCGUAGUUUCGCGAAAAAGUGAGUGGAAAAAAAAAGGAAAAAGUGAGUGACUUGGGUUGAAAUGGUUCCUGAUGUCUCACUCAAAGACGCUCAACCUCACGGUGUCGGUGAAAUAUCUCUGUGCUUUUUCUUUCCGCCAGGUACCGAAAUUUCUACAACAGAGUAAUCUUAAUUAGAUUAAUAGGGCAGUGAAAACACAUUUUCGUAGCUCACGGUUUAUUUCUCGAAAUUUCAGACUUGAUUAAAAUACCGCAUAUUGUAUCUCGUGAGAAUUUAACUUUCGCCAGGGAUGUUUCUGUACGCGUGACUCGAGCGUGCAGUUCUGAUAAGCGUUAGAUCCCGCUCUCUCCCCUUUGUCUCAAUUAUAAUUCCACUGCUAAAUUAUAAUUAUAUGCGAAAAAGAGGCAGCGAUUGACAAUAUCUAGGCACUGUUACGGUUACGAAUAUAUUGCACAAUUAUAUUUAUUUAUAAGAAAUACGGCGGGACUCAUCGUCGAACGUUAGUAAAAACUCGUCGACGUCAGUUAGGUACUUAAUUUGAUGCUUGCCUUUGAAUCCCUUCCUCGGAUUCGUUUCCUCAGUUUUACAGCAAUUUGGAUCGUGCUCUUCGAUGAAACGCGCAAGAACGAAAUUCUUGCGGGACACUUAUCCGCUGCGGGAGUGAAAGGGGUCGAUUCUUUUUGUUAUUAAUCAGUCGAUCCGAUUCUACGUAUGUGGUACAAGUGUAGCUCUCGUUUUUAACUCUAAGUGUACAAUUAGAUAGUCGACACGGCGUGUCGUCGCGCGCACGUUGGCGCCGAAUUCUGACGAAGAUCAUCGACAGAUCAGAUCUCCGGCGUAUACGACGAAAAAGGGGACGGGGAGGUAUUUUGGAUUUGCCCCCUCCGGUUCUAUCUGUCGAUCGCUCUCUCGGCGUCUUUGUACAUUGUUCAUUAACGAUAGCAUUAUUCCGUCACUAGACUCGGCUAGCCGAUAUUUUUUAUGCAUGUUACGAGACGUCGUUAGGCCAAUUCAAUUUGUAAAAGAAUAGUAUUUAUAUUAGCAAUAAACAGAUAAAAAUUUCACCUUCACGAA
This is a messenger RNA of Vollenhovia emeryi, 6352 nucleotides long. RefSeq names its product putative DNA helicase Ino80 (gene Ino80). The record is from RefSeq and is a predicted model, not a curated record. The transcript is spliced from 27 exons. The coding region runs from base 335 to 5284 and encodes 1649 amino acids. Gene Ontology annotation, biological process: DNA repair. NCBI's taxonomy places the organism in Eukaryota, Metazoa, Arthropoda, Insecta, Hymenoptera, Formicidae. Gene Ontology annotation, molecular function: ATP binding; ATP-dependent chromatin remodeler activity; histone binding. Gene Ontology annotation, cellular component: Ino80 complex.